UGCUGAUGGAGGGAACAGCAAAAGCCUUCUUGCAACAUUACCUCAAAUAGGAGCCAUCAUUUGAGAUGCUUCCGUUGUCUGGGAAAACAAUAAUAUUUGAUAGCUUUCCUGAUCCUUCAGAUACCUGGGAAAUAAUUGAGACUAUUGGCAAAGGAACUUAUGGAAAAGUUUUCAAGGUGUUAAAUAAGAAAAAUGGCAGCAAAGCAGCAGUCAAAAUUUUGGAUCCUGUUCAUGAUAUUGAUGAAGAAAUUGAAGCCGAGUACAACAUUUUGAAAGCUCUCUCUGAUCAUCCCAAUGUAGUCAAAUUCUAUGGAAUGUACUAUAAGAAAGAUGUCAAAAAUGGAGACCAGCUUUGGCUAGUUCUUGAGCUGUGCAAUGGUGGAUCUGUGACUGAUCUUGUGAAAGGAUUUCUGAAGAGAGGUGAAAGGAUGAAUGAACUUAUAAUUGCUUACAUUUUACGUGAAGCUCUGAUGGGACUUCAGCACUUGCAUGAAAACAAAACUAUCCACCGUGAUAUUAAGGGAAAUAAUAUCCUUUUGACCACCGAAGGAGGAGUUAAGCUUGUGGAUUUUGGUGUGUCUGCUCAGCUGACCAGCACUCGUCUCCGCCGGAACACCUCCGUGGGCACCCCGUUCUGGAUGGCUCCAGAGGUGAUUGCCUGUGAGCAGCAGCUAGAUAGCUCCUAUGAUGCUAGAUGUGAUGCAUGGUCACUGGGUAUUACUGCAAUAGAGCUGGGAGAUGGAGAUCCACCCCUUGCUGAUUUGCACCCCAUGAGGGCACUCUUCAAAAUACCAAGGAAUCCUCCUCCAACGCUACAGCAGCCUGAACUGUGGUCACCUGAAUUCAAUGACUUCAUUAACAAGUGCUUGACUAAAGAUUAUGAGAAGCGUCCAACAGUAUCUACUCUUUUGCAGCAUGAUUUUAUUAAGCAAAUUGAAGGAAAAGAAAACGUGCUACAAAGGCAACUCAUGGAAUUUAUUGAUGUUCACCAACAAAUGGGAGUCACUGAAAAGGCAAGAUUUGAACGUAUUCACACAAAGAAAGGGAACUACAGUAAGUCACUAGUUUCAAACCAAGAAGAGGUAGAUGAUUUAGCAACCUUGGAGGUACUGGAUGAGAAUACAGUAACGGAACAGUUGCAGAAGGGUUAUGCCAAGGACCAGAUCUACACAUACGUUGGGGACAUACUCAUCGCUGUCAAUCCAUUUCGGAACAUAGAUAUUUAUUCUUCACAGCAUUCCAAACUGUAUAUUGGAGCCAAACGGACUGCCAACCCUCCUCACAUUUUUGCUGUUGCUGACAUAGGCUAUCAGUCCAUGGUGACAUACAACUCUGAUCAGUGUAUUGUUAUUUCUGGAGAAAGUGGAGCUGGCAAGACACAGAGUGCCCAUCUGCUGGUUCAGCAGCUCACUGUCCUCGGCAAGGCUAAUAACAAGACUCUGCAGGAGAAGAUUCUCCAGGUGAACAACCUUGUAGAAGCAUUUGGUAAUGCAGGCACUAUCAUCAAUGAUAAUUCAAGCAGAUUUGGAAAAUAUUUGGAAAUGAAAUUCACUUGUGGUGGCACUGUAGUAGGAGCUCAGAUUUCAGAGUACCUCCUUGAAAAAUCCAGAGUUGUCCACCAGGCAGUAGGAGAGAAAAAUUUCCAUAUUUUUUAUUAUAUUUAUGCUGGUCUCGCAGAAAAGAAAAAACUGGCACAUUAUAAACUGCCAGAAUGUAGACCUCCCAGAUAUCUGCAAAAUGAUCAUUUCAGAAUAGUGCAAGAUUUCAUGAACAAUAGCUUUUAUAAGUCUCAGUUUGAAUUAAUAGAACAGUGCUUCAAAGUCAUAGGUUUUACACUGGAGGAACUUGGAAGUGUGUACAGUGUCCUGGCUGCCAUUUUAAAUGUGGGUAACAUUGAAUUUUCUGCAGUAGUAUCUGAACAUAUGAUUGACAAGAGCAACAUUUCCAAUCCUGUAGCCCUUGAAAACUGUGCAUCCCUGCUGUGUAUUCAGGCAGAUGAACUGCAAGAGGCCCUCACCUCUCACUGUGUAGUGACUCGAGGAGAAACAAUUAUUCGUCCCAACACUGUGGAAAAAGCCACUGAUGUCAGAGAUGCCAUGGCCAAAGCCCUGUAUGGGCGCCUCUUCAGCUGGAUAGUCAAUCGCAUCAACACUUUGCUCAAACCUGACAAACAUUUAAGUGAAAAUGAUGAUGGCUUGAAUAUUGGAAUUCUUGAUAUCUUUGGCUUUGAGAAUUUCAAAAAGAAUUCUUUUGAACAACUGUGUAUCAACAUUGCCAAUGAGCAAAUUCAGUUCUACUUCAAUCAACAUGUCUUUGCCUGGGAACAGAAUGAAUACCUUUACGAAGGUGUUGAUGCAAGAGUUAUAGAAUACGAGGACAACAGGCCCCUCCUAGAUAUGUUCCUGCAGAAACCAAUGGGUCUCUUGUCUCUGCUGGAUGAGGAAAGCCGAUUCCCACAAGCAACAGAUCAGACACUUGUAGAAAAAUUUGAAGAUAAUUUGAAAUCAAAAUAUUUUUGGAGACCAAAAAGAGUAGAUCUAACCUUUGGAAUUUAUCAUUAUGCAGGAAAGGUUCUAUAUAAUGCAAGUGGAUUCCUAGCCAAAAAUAGAGAUACUCUGCCAGCUGAUAUUGUGCUGCUACUGCGAUCAUCUGAAAACAACCUGAUACGGCAGCUGGUAACUCACCCUCUCACAAAAACAGGUAACCUGGCACACACCAAAAGCAAAACUACAAUCAGUUAUCAAAUGUGGACCUCCCAAAAAUCAAUCAGUCAUACAAAGAAUGAAGCAGGAGAUACUGGACAUCAUCCAAGAGAAACAACCAGCAUGAAAACACAGACAGUUGCUUCUUAUUUUAGAUAUUCUCUGAUGGAUUUGUUAUCCAAAAUGGUCGUUGGCCAGCCCCAUUUUGUCAGAUGCAUCAAGCCAAACAACGACCGGCAGGCAAACAAGUUUGACAAAGAAAAAGUUUUGGUUCAGCUGCGUUACACGGGAAUUCUGGAGACAGCGCGGAUUCGAAGACAGGGUUAUUCACAUCGUAUACUCUUUGCUAACUUCAUAAAACGGUAUUACCUCAUCUGUUACAAAACAAAUGAUGAUCCUCCAGUAAGCCCAGAGACCUGUGCUGCCAUCUUGGAAAAAGCCCACCUUGACAACUGGGUUCUUGGAAAAACUAAAGUAUUCCUCAAAUACUAUCAUGUGGAGCAGCUGAAUUUAAUGCGGAAGGAGACAGUUGACAUGAUUAUUUUGAUUCAAGCUUAUGUCAGAGGGUGGCUGGGUUCGAGGAGAUACAAAAAGAUAAAGGAACAGAGGGAACAAAGUGCUAUUAAAAUACAGUCAGCUUACAGGGGGUUUGUUGCUCGUAAAGAAUACAAAAAUGCAAAGCAUAAUAAAAAAGUGGAAGAAAACAUUACCAAAUUUCAAGCAAUUGCCAGAGGAUACUUACUCAGGAAGAAGAGAAAAGAACUAACUGAAACAAGAAACAAAGCAGCAAUAACCAUUCAGUCUCACUACAGGGGAUAUAAGGAGAGGAAGGUCUUCAAAAGCAAGAGGGAAUCACUUAGAAAUCAAGAAACUGAAAAUGCAGCAACCAUUAGCAAGAAGGAAAAUUAUGGAGAACUUCAAGAUCCUGAGGAAAGUCCAGCUGAAGUGGAGAGUGCCCUCCCUAGAGUGGAAGAAGAAGCAGCUGCCAUAGCAGAGGAUGAAUUAUCUGCUGUGGAAUUCCUUGAAGCACAACUGCAGCCAGCUCAAAAUGAUACACUGGAAGUAGUAGCAAGUGAGGAGACUCAAGAUGAACCUGGUGCUGUCACCAGCAUCAAGUGCUCAGGGUACAGUGACACAGGGAAUGGAGAGGAGCAACAGCAAACAUCUACUGAAGGAGAGGCAGUAGAAGAGAUUAGUGAAGGUGAAGAACAGGACUCUUUGGAAGAGUUACCCAGCAAAUCUUCUGUCAAAACCUCAGCUGAACCUAGACCCCAGCAAGAGCAAGAUAAUCAAGACACACUCAGUGCAGACUGGCAAAAUCAAGAAUCUGCUGUGGUCCAGCCCAGAACUGACAGGGAUGUGGAAAGAAACUACCUAAAGCAUGAAGCAAUGAUGCCUACAGGAGGUAAAGGAAUCACAAGAAAAGAGUCACUAAGAAGAGGCUCGUGGAAGCAAACUGAGGCAGAAAAACAAGGUCCAGAAGACAAAGAGAAGGCAGCAGUAGUAAUUCAGAGCAAUUACCGGGGUUACAGAAGGAGAGGACAACUCAGAAAAGAAGGGAAACUACCUUGCAAAAGUCAAGAUAAAACAAUAAAGGAACCAAAAGAAGCAGUACACGUUCAAAAUAACAAUCCCCAAGCAACAAAAGGUAGGGAAAGCACCAGUACAGAGGCAGAAGACUCUAAGACACUGCAGGGAGACUCAGAGAAAGAGGCUUGUGAUUUGGCAGCCUUUUCACGACAGAUAUCAAAAUUAUCUGAAGAUUACUUAGCAUUGCAGCAAAAACUGAAUGAAAUGAUAUUGUCCCAUCAGCUGAGACCUGUGAUGAUGUCCAAAGAUAAGCAAGCUAAUGGCCGGCUUUCUUCUCAUGUUUGUCAGUCAGUUGUGGCCAAAGUAGAAGAGUCUCGCCCAAUGCAGAGACCCCCCAGAAGGCCACGGAAGCCCAAGACAUUAAAUAAUCCAGAAGACUCCACCUACUACACUCUAAUACAUAAAUCAAUACAAGAUGAAAAACGGAAACCAAGGAAAGAAAGUCUGAGCAAAGUGCUAGAUUUAGAUAUCUACUACCAAGAAAUUUCAUCUACUGACUCCAGCUCCAAGGACAGCAGCACUACCACAAGAAGGAAGAGAUACCCAAUUGAGCGCAGGACUUCCAUUUUACGAGCUACUGAGCGGUCGAGGGUUGCAGAAAGACCCCUGGAAGAGAGCAAAGCCGAAGAUAAUCCCUAUGACUACAGACGACUGCUGCGGAAGACCUCACAGCGCCGGCGCCUUAUCCAGCAGUUCUAGCUGCUGCUGCUGCUCCUGCUGCCAUUUGGCUUUUAUUAGCAUAAUUUUUUUUAUCAUU
Lonchura striata (white-rumped munia) is the source of this 5049-nucleotide messenger RNA. The record is from RefSeq and is a predicted model, not a curated record. NCBI's taxonomy places the organism in Eukaryota, Metazoa, Chordata, Aves, Passeriformes, Estrildidae.